AUGGACAGCUAUCGACGCUAUUAUCAAGAAUAUCCUGCUAUUAUAAAAGCACUGGACGAUAUUAGUGAAGAAGACAGUGAUACACGAUCGACAAAUGCAGAUCCGUCGUUAGACUAUAUAUGUGGUGAAUAUCUUAUAUUAUCGAUUAUUCAACAAAUAACAGACCUUCGUAAUGAACAAACAUUCAGUGAAAUUUAUGAUAAGGCAAACGAAUUUUGUAAUGUAAAUCAUGUCGAUUUAGUACAACAGUAUCGAUCACGUCGAAAGACAGUAGUUCCAGCUAGAUUUCAAGAAUGCUUGAUCGAUUCAACACUUGGACAACGUGAAAUGUUAUCAACAUUAACAGAUUUCAUGAGUCGAAUUUAUUUUCCUCUGAUUGAUUGUAUGCUAACGGAAUUGAAUGACAGAUUUUCAUUAAAGACUUUAUCAUUGAUGAAAAAUAUUUCUACAGUUUAUCCAGAAAAUGAAAACUUUCUGAAUAUUGAUGCUACAGAUGACUUUAGUCGUCAUAUCGAUGGAGAUUCAAGUGAAUUAAAAAGUGAAUUAAAUAUCAUCAAAUCUAUGCAUAUGCGUCAACCUCUCAAUGAUAUUAUUCAAUUUUUGAAUGAAUUACUGCCAAUGUCAACUGCAUUUCCAUAA
Rotaria sordida is the source of this 639-nucleotide messenger RNA. The record is from the annotation of a GenBank genome assembly. Lineage: Eukaryota; Metazoa; Rotifera; Eurotatoria; Philodinida; Philodinidae.